Molecule: messenger RNA, 505 nt
Organism: Pleuronectes platessa (European plaice)
Lineage: Eukaryota; Metazoa; Chordata; Actinopteri; Pleuronectiformes; Pleuronectidae
Product: tetratricopeptide repeat protein 31
Exons: 5
Coding region: 56-505 (149 amino acids)
Molecular function (GO): protein binding
Source: RefSeq, a predicted model, not a curated record
GUGUGUGUAUGUGUGUGCGUGUGUGUGUUUACAAUAUCCAGAACAGGGCAUUCAGAUGUUUGGGCGGGGCCAGUACAGCCAGGCAGUACACAUGUUUACAGAAGCCAUCCACUGUGACCCUAAGAACCACAGGUUCUAUGGAAAUCGCUCUUACUGUAACUUGUGUCUGGAGCGGCACUCCGCCGCCCUCAAGGACGCUCAGAGGUCAAUCGAGCUGGCUCCCGAUUGGCCAAAGGGAUUCUUCCGUAAGGGUUGUGCUUUGAUGGGGUUAAAGCGGUACAAAGAGGCAGAGGAGGACAUGGAGCAGGUGUUAAAGUUGGAUCAGCACAUUAAUGAGGCGUCCAGUAAACUCGUCACCUGUCGGAUUCUGCAGCUCAUGGAUAUGGGCUUUGAGGAAGAGCAGAGUAAACUGCUGCUGGAGAAGUUCAACACGGUUCAAGGCGUCCUCAACUCAUCUGAGGCCAAAGCACUGAAGCAAACAUCUCUGCAGGAGCAGAGUGAGUAA